GAGGCGCUGUCACCAUCUCUGCCCUGUGCCCUAUCGUUGCCAGCAUCAGCAGCAGGCAGUGACCGGACUGGCACUUUGUGCAGUAAACAACAUACCGCUGUGCCUGUGAGAGGUGGGCGAGCGGCGUCGCGAGCCUGCGCCGUCCCCGCUCUUUUGUUCCUCGCCGGCCACCAUUACUCUCAGUUCAGACGUCACAUCCUGCCCUAAACCAAGAUGAAAGUUUAGAGCGCGAAAUUAGAUUUUUGACAUCGGUAUACGGGUAUUGUGACUGUCUGGCUUUUGGGUACCGCGUCCCCGGCCCGGGCGUGCCCCACUAUGGACCCGGCCUCCUGCAUGAAGACCCUACUGCUCGCAGUGGCGCAGUACAAGAGCUGCAAGAACGAGGGCAAUGGGGCAGCGCUGCAACGGCAGCUGGAGGUUAUUUUUGGACUGAAGUUAAAUAAAUUAUUUGGAUCCCACCAAGUGUUACCUAGUGAGUGUCUGAGUAGUCUUGUGGAACUUAUUGAAGACCCAAACACCAGUCCUGCUGUCACUUUAAAGACGAUUAACCUGCUGUCUAGUUUAGCUGCUGAUGCUGAAACUAGAGCAACUCUUCAUGCUACAUACAAUGUUACCAAUGUUUUGGCUGGUGUGGUUCAUAGAUAUAGCUCUAUCCUCAAUGAUCCUGUUUUAUUACAGAGCAUUCAACUGCUGCAAAGAUUAACCUACAAUGUAAGAGUUUUGCAUGCAAGUGUCAAUAUUGAGGAAUUAAUUUCAUUCUUGAUGAACAGAAUUCAGUCACCUGAAGAUGAGCUUACCAUGCCAUGUCUUGGCCUUCUGGCAAAUCUGUGUCGGCAUAACCUUUCUGUUCAAACGCACAUAAAGUCUUUGAACAAAGUUAAAGGGUUCUAUCGCACAUUAAUCAGUUUCUUGGCACACAGCAGUUUGACUGUGGUGGUGUUCGCCCUCUCUGUAUUAGCAAGUCUAACGUUAAAUGAAGAAGUUGGUGAAAAGAUUUUUCAUUCCAGGAAUAUCCAUCAGACGUUUCAGUUAAUAUUCAAUAUUCUUGUAAAUGGAGAUGGGACAUUAACAAGAAAGUAUUCUGUUGACCUCCUUAUGGACGUAUUAAAGAAUCCAAAAAUUGCUGACUAUCUUACGAGAUAUGAGCAUUUUAAUUCAUGUCUUAUUCAAGUGCUUGGACUUCUACAUGGCAAGGAUCCUGACUCUGCUUUCAAGGUGUUAGAAUUGUUGCUGGCUUUCUGUUUUGUCCCCAGCUUACGGCACAUUCUACGACAAACUAUUUUGGAGCAAUCUGGUAUUCCUGGAACAGGGAAUGGCAGAGUGGGGCCGCGCACAAAGUCUUCAGAACCAGUUGUGGCACUUGUUCAUUGGUCAAGCCAUGCGCUGGAAGCCCCUCAGAACUGUGCAGUACUGGCGUUGGAGCUCUUCAAGGAAGUGUUUGCUGAUGCCAUUGACACAGGUACCAGCCAGUCAGCAGAACGCUUUAUUGACCUUCUGAUGCCAGUUAUUCUUGAGCAACUUCUUGUUCCUGAUCAGUCUUUGGAUGAAUUAUUAACAAAGAAGAAAUGUGAAAGAAUAGGAAAAGCAAUGGAUGUAUUGAUCACGCUUUGUGGUGAUGACUCAUUAAAGUCACGCAUUGCUAGGAAGCUUGCUGUCAACAGAUGUGUUGCUCUUGUGGAUUAUCAGUUCACAUUCAGUGGAGUAGAAUCUGGCUUUGGCACCAAAAUGGUGGAUUCAGAACUGUUCAAUGUUUCCGCAGAUGUGAUUUUGAAGACUUUGGAUCUCAUGAGCAGACUAAAGCAGUUGGUAACAAAUAUGGAAGCUGCUUUCUAUAAGAUUUUGCAGGACCAACGGUUGAUCACACCACUGUCUUUUGCAAUAGCUUCUGAUAAUAGAGAGAGAGUUCAAGCUGGCCUUCGAAUACUAUUUGAAGCUGCACCAUUACCAGACUUCCCUGCACUUGUGCUUGGCGAGAGUAUUGCUGCCCAUAAUGCAUACAUACACCAAGAAAAUGAUCAUCCAUCAAAAAGAUUUGCAAUGCAAGUUAUUACAAACAACUGUAAAUCGCCACAGACCUCCAAAAUGCAACAUGUAGAUGUAUCUUCAAAUAUCCAGGAUCUCAUACAAAAGCUACAGUCGGGGAUGGAGUUCAAAGACCAAGUGAAUGAUGUGAGGAUUUCCGAUAUCAUGGAUGUUUAUGAACAAAAGUUAUCUGCGCUUGCUUCCAAAGAAAGUCGGCUGCAGGAUUUAUUGGAAGCAAAGGCUUUGGCCCUUGCUCAGGCAGACAGACUGAUUGCACAGUACCGUUGUCAGAGAGCACAAGCUGAGGCAGAGGCGCGGAAGCUUGCUACAAUGUUAAAGGAGGCAGAGAGAAAGAACGAGGAGCUGGGCAUACUUCUGACGUCUCAGCAGCUGGAGUCAGAACGAGCGAAGAGUGACAUUGAGCAGUUAUUCCAGCACAGUAAGAAGCUGCAGGCAGUUGCUGAUGAGCAUGAAACGCUAAAGGUCUCCUACGCUGACCACCUAAUGAAAUAUGAAGUCUGUGAAAAGCAGUACAAGGAGCUACAAGGAUCCUAUAAUUUGUUAAAUAAGCAAGCUGAAACCAUGAAAAAACUAAAUGACUCUCUAAAGAUCCAGAAUGAAAAAACUCUGGCACAGCUCGAGGACAUUGAAAACCAAAGAAAAGACUUAGCAAAGCAUCUUCAGGAUAGGGAGAGCAAAAUACUGACCUUCCAACAGAAGGUCAAGGGCCUAGAGGACAAGGUUAAAUCUAAACAAAAGGAAAAAGAAGAUAUGGAAGAAUCUAUUGACAUCCUUCGUAAAGAAUUAAGUAAAACUGAACAAGCAAGGAAGGAACUAAGCAUUAGGGCAUCUUCACUAGAAGUUCAAAAGACUCAGUUAGAAGCACGUUUGGAAGAAAAGGAGGCAAUUGUUAAAUCCCAACAAGAAGAAUUGAGCAAGCACUCACAUAUGAUUGCUAUGAUUCACAGCCUGAGUAGUGGCAAACCGAAUACCGGAAAUGUGAACCUCAGUCUUUAGAAACAUGGAUGCUUGUAUGCAGCAUUUCUGUUGAGGCUGUUUUUGUGCUGUAGACUUGUUUUGGGAAAGAACAUCACGAGGACGAUUAAUCAUGCUUCACAAUAUAACGAAGUAACCUUUUAAAAUGCAAUACUUUUGUACAAAGCUUUCUUUUUAAUAUUUUAUGAGUCAUGAUGUUUAAUUCCUGUUGCUCUAUACAACAUAUCCAUUCCAGGUAGGAGCAGAAGCUACUAUUUUUCUUUUCUUUUUUUUUUUCUUCCCUUUCUCUUCUUUAAUUCUAAUGUAGUAUAACAUGUUUUGGAGCAAAUUCUUACCAAACCUGUUUGGGGUUUAUAUGGUAUCUGCAGCAGGAUUAAAUCAUGCAGACUACCAUAUUAAAGAGAAGUCUGAACAUAUAAAUAUGUAAUCCAAUUUCUAAAAAAUGGUGGUGCACAUGUAAAUUGUAUAUUUUGCUGGUUUACAUGGAUUAUUCCCACAGUACUGCUACUUUAGCAAUUUCCUACUCUAUCUCGUUUAGAUUUUAUACUUAUAUUAAGUUUCUCUACCAAUCAGAGUGUCCUACUCAGUGGGAACUUUGUCCUUUUUGUAUUUGUGAACUGCAUGUAUUUACUUGUGCAGUGUGCGCCACCAUUUUUUAGACCUCAGAUUACAUAUUUAUAUGGUUAGACUUCUCUGAAGUAUGGAUGUGUGCAUAAAUUGAUCCUAUUGCAGAUACCAUAUAAAUCUCUGCCAAACCAGUUGUCAUGGUCAUCUCUGCCAUACUAGUCCUAACUGCACUUUUAUCAGACGUACAUAAUUGUAUUUUAGCCAUAUUUAUUUUAGUAUAUUUAUGUACACAAUAUGUAAUAGGUGUCUCACAGAAUACAAUACUGUUUUUUUUGUCUUGAAAACUUUGAUAUGAAUUCUUAACGCACAGUGUCUUGCUCUAAUAAGUACAGGUGUGUUUUCAAAGGUGGUUCCAAAAGGAUCAUUGAUCAUCAGUGGAAAAUGCAUUGACAUUUCAUCUAGAUCCAUGCUAUAUGUGUUGAAUAUAGUCUAUUAUGUAACUGAAUUGACAUGGUUUAACUAAUGGGUCAGUUAUUAUAUGUUUGAGUCCACUCUAUUCAAAAUGCACUGGUGCUUAUCUAAACUAACCCUAAAGUAUUGUCCAUUUAAUUAUAAAAUAAACACUAGUUUACGCACAGAGAAUCUGAGUUUUUGUAAGAAUAUUCGACUUGUGCAUAUAUAUAUUUACAAAUGUUAACUAUGAAGGUUACUGUUCGUUUUGUAUCUGUCUUUGAAAAUAUUAAAAUCCUAAAUAUGUA
Messenger RNA from Pseudophryne corroboree (corroboree frog), 4343 nucleotides. RefSeq names its product cellular inhibitor of PP2A (gene CIP2A). The transcript is spliced from 21 exons. Bases 316 to 3039 code for a protein of 907 amino acids. NCBI's taxonomy places the organism in Eukaryota, Metazoa, Chordata, Amphibia, Anura, Myobatrachidae. The record is from RefSeq and is a predicted model, not a curated record.